UAUUAUUCUCAGGUUUCACUGCAAUUGCUUGACCUUUGCUCAACACUUCAUAGCCUAGCACCGGGUAUUUUGGCUCACUGGGCGAAAUCUCAACCAGAAGUGGACGCAUCCAUACCGCACAUAUGGUGCACGGUUUGGCGACCACUCUUGCAAGCAAUAGCCAGGCUGGGAUGCGACUGUCGACGACUGCGAGCAUUCCUGCCAACGAAUAUGGCCAAUCUAGGAGCAGCCGAGUGGGAGUCGUGUUUUGGCGAGGUUCUGUUUCCAUUACUGGGCAAGCUAUUGGACGUGUUCUCAGCGAUGGAUCCUAUUGGUAUGGAAGACACACGAGUACGUGCGAUGCAGAUUGUAGCUAAGACCCUUCUAAACCAUUUGUCGCCUCAACCGGAGCCCAAGUCGUUGACGUCGGUGGCGUCGGCAAGUCGAAUAGGAGGAUCGCGAGUUCAAAUAGCGCCUGCUUUACCGUCACCCGCUGAGGAAUCGUUACCGUUUGCAACAACAACGCCCGCUUCACAGCCAGCAGCAGCACCAGACACCUCAGUCGCCGACUCGGCGCCCUUAUCGACCGUUCCUGCAUCGGCGGACCACGCUCAUCUUGACCACGAAUCAGCCACUGUCCCGUCUGCUGCAAAGGUUCCUGCUACAGCACCUGUGAAUAUACCUGAAUUGACGGAGGUAAUAGUGCACUCGGGCGCCGUUUCGCCAGCAUCUGCGUCGUCUCCUAUAACCGGAUCGUUACCACUUAGUACUGCUUCACAGUACAGCAUGGUUUCAACCGCAGCCGACGCAGACGUGGCUUCUGAUUCGACUGCCCAGUAA
Molecule: messenger RNA, 819 nt
Organism: Ostertagia ostertagi
Lineage: Eukaryota; Metazoa; Nematoda; Chromadorea; Rhabditida; Trichostrongylidae
Source: the annotation of a GenBank genome assembly